ACAACUAACCAAAAAAAAAAGUAAAGUAAAAGAAUAUAUCUUUUAAAUCUACAGUACAAUUAUUGAUAUAAAAACACAACAUGACAAUUUAAAAAACCUCACUUUUACAAAAACAAACACAAACCUUUCUUCUUCCUCAAACAUGAGAGCCCCUGCUUCUUCAGACAACACCAACAGUAACUCAAAUCUCAUCUGCUAUAAUAACGAACCUACUUCUGUCCUCGAUCUCCGCCGAAGCCCAAGUCCAGCUACGGCGGAGGAGAAACCAGUUGGUAAUAAUAAUACUAAUCAAUUCCCUAUAGAAGAUGAUCAUCAUCAUCAUCAUGUGAUGCGUUCAAUGGAUUGGGAUUCAAUUAUGAAAGAGUUAGAAUUAGAUGACGAUUCUACCCCUACCCUCAAGUCUAAUUUCCCAACUUUUGCCAUUUCUCCACCUCUCCCUGUCUUUCCCGAUCAGUUUCAUCCGCCGGAGUUUCCUGGUCACGGUCACGGAUUCAUCGACAACAACAACGAAGGUGGUGGUGGAUUUGAUUUCGUUGAAGAUCUCAUACGAGUCGUGAACUGUGUUGACUCGGACGAGUUACAACUCGCUCAGGUGAUAUUGUCACGGCUCAAUCAACGUUUGAGAUCUCCGACGGGAAGGCCGUUAGAGAGAGCAGCGUUUUACUUUAAGGAAGCUCUCGGUUCUCUAAUAACCGGAACUAACCGGAAUCAAAACCGGUUAUCUUCCUGGUCCGAGAUUGUUCAAAAAAUCAGAGCGGUCAAAGAGUUCUCCGGUGUAUCUCCGAUCCCUCUCUUCUCUCAUUUCACGGCGAAUCAAACGAUCCUCGAUUCAUUAACCGUACGUUCAUCUUCGCCGCCGUACGCUCACGUCGUUGAUUUCGAAAUCGGAUUUGGUGGUCAAUACGCGUCGCUCAUGAGAGAGAUCGCCGAGAAAUCAGUUAACGGAAUCGGGUUUUUAAGAGUUACGGCGGUUGUUACGGAGGAUUCCGCCGUCGAGACGCGUCUUGUUAAAGAGAACUUAGCUCAAUUCGCCGCGGAUCUGAAAAUCAGAUUUCAAAUCGAGUUCGUUCUGAUGCGUACGUUUGAGGUGUUAUCUUUCAAAGCGGUUAGGUUUGUUGAAGGAGAGAGAACCGUCGUUUUGUUAUCUCCGGUGAUAUUCCGUCGUUUAAACGGAAUCUCCGGUUUCGUUAACGAUUUACGGCGAGUUUCGCCGAAGGUCGUCGUCUUCGUCGAUAGCGAAGGAUGGACGGGAAUCUCAGGAGGAGCUGGAUCGUUUCAGAGAGAGUUCGUUAGUGGUUUAGAGUUUUACACGAUGGUGUUUGAAUCUCUCGACGCCGCCGUUGCUUCUCCGGGAGGUGGUGAUUUGGUGAAGAAGAUCAUAGAAGCGUUUGUGUUGCGACCUAAAAUCGCGUCUGCGGUUGAAGCGGGUGCGGAUAAGAGAGGAGGAGAGAUGAUGACGUGGCGAGAAGCGUUCUGUGCGGCGGGGAUGAGGAUGGUUCCGUUGAGCCAAUUCGUUGAUUUUCAAGCUGAGUGUUUAGUGGAGAAAGCGCAAGUCAGAGGGUUCCACGUGGCGAAACGUCAGGGAGAGUUAAUGCUUUGUUGGCACGAAAGGUCUCUCGUUGCCACGUCAGCUUGGCGGUUUUAUUGAACUAACCGGGAUUGGUUGAAUAUAGUUGUUGUAGAGGGUUUGGUUUGAUUUGGUUUUAUUAUUUCUAUUCUAUAAACAUUAUUAACAAGAUUAUAAAUAUAAACAAUCCGUAAUUCCAAAUAAGAACCACUCUAAGGGGGUGUAUUCAAAGUGGAAUU
Messenger RNA from Capsella rubella, 1806 nucleotides. Its product is annotated as scarecrow-like protein 15. The transcript has a single exon. NCBI's taxonomy places the organism in Eukaryota, Viridiplantae, Streptophyta, Magnoliopsida, Brassicales, Brassicaceae. Gene Ontology annotation, cellular component: nucleus. The record is from RefSeq and is a predicted model, not a curated record. Gene Ontology annotation, molecular function: DNA-binding transcription factor activity; sequence-specific DNA binding. The coding region runs from base 143 to 1648 and encodes 501 amino acids. Gene Ontology annotation, biological process: regulation of DNA-templated transcription.